Molecule: messenger RNA, 3844 nt
Organism: Dermatophagoides farinae (American house dust mite)
Lineage: Eukaryota; Metazoa; Arthropoda; Arachnida; Sarcoptiformes; Pyroglyphidae
Source: RefSeq, a predicted model, not a curated record
UUGGAACACCGCCAUCGAUUGAAGUUUCCAUUACUAAUCUAAAUGAUAAUAUUAAUAAAUCAUUUCUAAUUGAAACAUUGAAAAAAUUUGAUUCCAUGGAAGAGAUUGAAAUAUUUUAUCAUCCUAAAACAAAGAAACAUCUUGGCCUAGCCAAAGUUAUCUUUAUGACGCCAUCAGGAGCAAGAGCUUGUGUCACUAAACUCAAUCAAACAUCUCUUAUGGGCAAUAUUAUCAAUGUAUUUUUCGAUCCUUUCGCUAAAAAAAUUAAUCAAAUUUAUGAAUCGAUUGUCAAUCCACCACCGGCUAAUUCAUUGUCAAAUAUUGAUAAUAAUUUCAUCGAUCCAAAUCAUCUUGAUCCAAAUAAAUCAAGAUUAACGAAAACAUCUGAUUAUGGAUCAUAUGAUGUUUCAAGUGAAUAUAAUUCCGCUACAUUGUCCACACCGUCAACGUUUGAAAAUCAAUCAUUUUAUUCAUCAUCCACCAAUACUAUAAACACAUUUGAUACGGCAUCUACACCGAGUACAGUAAGUGGUUGGAAAACCAAUGAUAAAAAGGAAUCAGGUAAUCAAAGUCCUGUUCGUGAAAGCCUAGAAAAACGUAUCAGCAAUUUGUUGAGAAAAAAUUGUGUCGGAAUGGUUGCACCAUUCUUUCCCGAUUCUGGUAAUAAUCAUCAAGAUCCAAACUUUUCACCACUGCCUCAUAUAUUAAAUAAUCAUGAACAUACGUUUCAUCGUAGAAAUUCACAAAAAAGAAUCGAUGAUUCGGAUGCUAUAUUAGGAACGCCACCAUCACCAUUUGUUUCUGCUUCCGAAUAUCUUAAAUGGCAUCAGGUUACAAAAGAAAUUGAUAAUAAAGAUAGUGAUAAAAAUCAGACUAAUGAUAUGAAUGCGAUGUCUGUCAAAAAACGACAUAGCCAAGAUGGCCAUAAUGAUAAUAAUGUUGACUACAAUGAUGAUGACGAUGAUGAUCGAAUGUCAUUAUCAUCAUUGAGCAGUGGUGAUAAUAAGUUUGAAGAUAAUUCUGUGAUUACUAAUCAUCAUCAUCAUCAUCAUCAUACGACCACGACGGCAUCGAUGGCAGGAACAACGAUGAAUUAUAAUGAUCUAUCUACAAUGAUGGCCCAAUGGAAUUCAUCAACAGCAACGGCAGCUACCAAUGCAUAUAAUCCAAUAACAAAUUCAUUGUUUCCACCAUUUAUGUAUCAUAGUUUUACAGCACAGCCGGCAUUUAGUUUUUUUAAUAGUUUUAUAACGACUGCAAUGCCUUCCAUGCCAUCAUUAGAUUUAAAUGAUAUACGUUCACGUAUUGCAAGAUCUAAUGAAGAUAUUCUCAAAGAAUUACUUGAUGAUACGCUUAAAGCAUCGAUAAAAGAUUUGAAAGAAAUUUUACGCAAAGAUAUUUAUAAAAAAAUUGUUGAAAACUUUUCAUUCAAAAUGUUUGAUCAAUGGUGGGAAGAUUCUGAAAGGAAAUAUCAUCACCAUUCUUCUGAUCAUAUAAAUGCAGUCACCGGUGGUGAUCAUGAGAAUAAAGUGGGCGAACGUCCAUUAUCACCAUUCAAACUUGCCGAAAUUCAUUUACCAUUUUUGACUAAUCCAAUAUUUGAGAAUUCUAUCCAGAAUCGUUCUCGCCAUCAAAUAAAUAGCUCAAAUCUCGAAUAUGGUGUCAGUCGUGGAUUACGUGCUGCAAUGGGCAAAUUGCCAUCAUUUAAAAGAAAAAUUAUUAAACCAAAAUCGCCUAUUGAUGAUAAACUAUCAGACAUAUCGGAUGAUGAUGAUCUUGACAAUAGACGAACCAUUCGACGAAGACCUCAUCAACGAAUACCUCAUCAUAGACGUAAACGUUCAUCUAUUAGUUCAGAAAGUUUGCCUAGUCGCCAUCAUCGACGACAUCGUAGUGAUAUAUCGGAAUCUUCAUCAGCUUCAUCCUCAUCAUCUUCUGAAUCAUCAUCAUCAUCUUCCGGUUCAUCCUCGUCAUCAUCAUCAUCAUCUGGAUCAGAAUCCGAGUCAGCAUCAUCAUCAUCAUCAUCAUCUGAAUCAUCAUCCGGUUCAUCUGAUGAAGAAUCAGAAGACGAAAACGGUUCAUCGGCAUCUGUUUCUGGUUCAGUUUCAGCUGAAGAAGAAUCUGGUUCUGAAUCAGAUGCCUCAGGUUCAUCAUCAUCUUCGUCAGCUGUAGCAUCUUCAUUAGCAGAUGCUGCAUCUGUUGCUAGUUCAAUUUUAUCGAAGAAAUCUCAGACAACCAAAUCAUCAACUAAAUCUUCGACAAAAUCUUCAUUGGCUGCAGCUGCAUUGAAAACAGGCGAGAACAAAGCAAUUGAAACUAAAGCUCAAGUAAUCAGUAGAGAUAUAAUGGAUAAAUCUGUUCCUGCAAAACAUCUUGAUGAUGAUGAUGAUGAUGAUGAUGUUUAUGAUUCCGAUUCAAGUCGAACAUGUUCAGCUGAUGAAACCAAGGUAUGUGAAGAAGAGUUACGACGUCGGGAAUCGAUAAGCCUUAAUGGAAUGAAUUUUGACGAUAUAAAGAAUUCUAAAACUCGUGAAGAAUUUGAAGCAUCUGAAGCGCUUAUUUCGCUGGCCGCUUCCUGGUUUGAACAGCCAUCCGGUGAUGAUUUUUCACAUCUUCAAAAUCAAUCACAACAAGAUUCAAAACUUUCCAUGCCACUGUCAUCAAAUGAUCUUAUCCAAAUGGAACAUAAUUAUUGCAGACGAAUGGUAAUCGAAAGACAGGAAUUAUCUCCAUUACUGGUUACUAGUGGUAAGAGAAAACGACAACCUAAAACAGCUCCUGUCGAACCAAAAAGAAAACGAAAAAAGAAGGAUGAAAUCGUUACCGAUGAGAAUAUUACGCCAAGUGUAUUGGCCGUUGCGUCUGAAUGGAGAAAAGCGAAACGUAAAUCUGUUAAACAACCGGAAUUGGUUUCAUCUGAAAAUCUUAUGGUUACUGAUGAAAAUAAAUUAUUUAAAGAUGAAAUUAAAUCAACAACACCAGAACAGCCACCAAUUACGUUUCCAAUACGUAAUGUUAAAACUGAAGAAACAAUUCUAUUUGAAUUUCUUCAUAAUGGUUUGGAAUUGGAAGAGAUUGGCUAUCUUAAACGUCGAUAUCAUCAGCUACUAGAGGAGGAUAAUAGUAAUCUACCAUGGUUAAAUGAUAUUCAUUGGGUGGAUCAUCCGGCCACCUGUUGGCAACCGCCUAAAAAGAAACGUAAAGAAGAUAAUCUUGUUCGUGUUCAUGAAACGAUUGCCAGCAAUGAAAUGGAAGAUACGAAUCGGCCCAAACAAAUCGUUACAACGCAGCAAUUAACCAGAGAGGCUCGUAAUCAACGUCGAUUAUAUAAUUUGGUUGAACAACAAGCAUCCAGUUAUCAUACGGAUCUUCUUAAAUUAAAUCAAUUAAAGUUCCGUAAGAAACAGGUGAAAUUUGCUCGUAGUAAGAUUCAUGUAUGGGGAUUAUUUGCCAUGCAACCAAUACCACCGGAUGAAAUGGUUAUUGAAUAUAUUGGACAGCGAAUACGGCCAAUGGUAGCAGAAAUUCGUGAGAAAAAAUAUCUACAUGAAGGUAGUUCAUAUUUGUUUAAAAUUGAUUCGGAUACAAUUAUCGAUGCUACACAUUGUGGUAAUGUGGCCCGUUUCAUUAAUCAUAGUUGUAAUCCAAAUUGUUAUGCCAAAGUGAUAACGGUCGAAGGCCAAAAACGAAUCGUCAUCUAUUCAAAACAAUUGAUUGAAGUUGGACAAGAGAUUACCUAUGAUUAUAAAUUUCCUAUUGAAGAUGAUAAUAAAAUACCUUGCCUAUGUCGAUCGGUUGGUUGUCGUGGAUUUUUAAAUUGAACAAAAAAAAAAUUCAUCAAUCC